This is a messenger RNA of Bombus impatiens (common eastern bumble bee), 2810 nucleotides long. RefSeq names its product interaptin. Bases 73 to 2595 code for a protein of 840 amino acids. Gene Ontology annotation, cellular component: axoneme. Gene Ontology annotation, biological process: intraciliary transport. The record is from RefSeq and is a predicted model, not a curated record. The transcript is spliced from 9 exons. Lineage: Eukaryota; Metazoa; Arthropoda; Insecta; Hymenoptera; Apidae.
GUUUGGAUAAUGAUGUAAUAAUUUGUUCUUAUAAAGCUAUGCUAGUUGUGAUGUAGAAUUUGCAAAUAAAACAUGCAAACUGAAGUUCCUACGUUGCCUGUAGUACACUUUAAUGCCCAUAAGAAUCUCAAUAGAAAACAAAAUUCUAACUUAGGAAGGUCAUCAGUGGAAACAAAAAUUAAUUCAUCUCACAAAAAUAUAGCAUAUCUCUCCUAUAAGAAAAAAAACCUACAUCCUCUACUUGUACGACCAUAUCAAAGUAAUGUUCGACAAUGUCCUUCUUUGGAACAAUCAAAACCUAAUAAGAGUAACAUUGAACAAAGAGUUCUGUCUGCAAAAAUGUUACGUAUUAAAGAACUACAAAAUCAGUUGGCGGAUGCUCACUAUCGAUUAAAUGAAUUAGCAACUGAAAACAAAUUAUUACGAGCAUUACAGAAAAGACAAGAUUCUGCAUUAAAACGUUAUGAAGGAACAAAUGCUGAACUUCCGCGGAUUAUUAAUUCACAUCAUGAGGAAUUGAGAGUACUUCAGAUUAAAUAUAAAAAAUUAAAAACUUUACAAAAGGAAACAUGUAAUUUAUUAAAGGAAAAAGAAAAUGAGCUUCAACAAUUACAGUCACAAAAUAAACAUCUAUUACAACUUAGUAAGGAUCGUAAUUUGGGAGAGAGAGAAAAGUUACAAAUAGAAGUUUCUGAUUUAAAUCAUAGAAUACAACAACAACAAGAUACCAUACAGACACUACAUAAAAAACUAACUCUUGAAACUAAAAGUUUAAAACAACAAUUGCAUCUAGAAAUUUCUAAGCGUAGAGAAACACAAAAACAUUUAGAUGAAACAACAGAAAAAUUAAGAUCUUUAGAAAAUUUACUAGAUAAUAGAGAACGAAGAUUAUAUUAUAGUGGACAAUUAUUGUUUCCUGAUAAGAAUCGACGUUUUGGCACACAGUCUCUCACAAACCUAAGAGAUAUUAGCUCAUCAAAUCCAUUAAAGAUACCAAGUAAAAACAAAAAAUGGCAAACAGAUAUCCAAAAAGACAGUUUGCCCAUGCUUCAUACAUCUGAAUUAAAUGAAAAGAACAUCAAAACAGAGGAAAGGAUAAUUUCAAAUCAAACUUUAGACUGUAUAAAAUCUGAAACAAUGACAAACUUGGAACAAGUACGAAGAUAUCGUCUUCAAAAAUCGCCAUACAAAAAUACAUUGAAUAAUUCAGAAGAAAAAUCCAGGGAAAUAGAUUUAGCUAUAAACGAAAAUUCAGAGUUUUCAAUAGGUUUAGAAAAAUCAGAACAAUUAGAAAAACAACAUAAAGAGGAGGGGGAAUAUCAAAUAAGCGCAGGUAAAUUUAGAAAAAUAUAUAACAACCGAAAAUGUCAAAAUUUUAUCAGUUCAUCUGGAGGUAGCGAAAGCGAAAAUGAAAAUGAACAUGAAAAUGAUAAAAAUAAUUAUACGAAUGCAACUAACAAUUCUAAGCAACUGCAUGCAAGAUUAAUUAGCAGUGCAGAUGACACUUCAGAUUCAAAAGAUUCUGAUUGUAAAUAUAGAAAUAAAUUGAGGGUUUUAGUAAGAGAAAGAAAAAAUUCCUAUGUAAGUGAUUCAGAAAUAGAAUCUGAAAUAAGAAAACAAUCAAUUGAACAUUACUUGACAGUGAAUCGUCAAAAUGAUACACUCAAAUUAAUUUCAUCUGUUUAUGACAAUCAAGCUCAUUAUGACUCUGAUAAAGAAACAGAAAAAUUUACAUCUUCAAAAAAUAUAUUAAAUGAAUCACAGAAUGUUUAUCAAUCUUUAAUUGAUGAAAUGCAUAUAAAAACUAAAAAUGUAGAAAAUGAAAACAUAUAUGCUCAAUACGAUAUACACACAGAAUAUAAAAACUCAGGCAAUAUAGAAAACUAUAUGUGUGAACAAACUCCACCUAAAAUACAAGAAUUUAAUAAUGUAAGUAUGAAAAAAGAUGAUUUUAAAAAUGAAUCAUCAUUACAAACAUAUUUUAAAGAUGGACAUGACGUAUCAUUCAAAACUAAUAAUAUAGAGCCAGUAGAUAUUGAAUCAAAAAUAUCACACACGAAUGAAACUCUUUUUAAUGGUACACAAAAAAGAUUUUCUACACAAGAUUUAUUAAAUUCUUCACAGAAUUUAAAUAAAGCAACAAUAAACAAAGUAGAUACAACAGAAGUAGGAAUAUUAAGUGAAAAUAUGCUGCUACAGAACUAUAGUUUAGAAACAAAAAAUAAAUUAAAUAAGAAUGAGUUUCAAAAUGUUGAUAUGAUUUCACACGAUGUACAAUCUCAUGAUAAUGAUUCAGUUCAUGAUAUAUUAACUGAUGUUAGUACUAUGUCUGAAAGCAAUAUAAAAACAAAAAUGACAGAUUAUAACAAAGAAAAGUUAUUAGCAUCAAUGAAAGCUAUUGAUAAUAAUGAAAACAUUGAAUUUCUAAACCAAGAUUAUGAAAAACAUAAUGUAACAAGAAAAAAGCAAAUGAUAGAAAAUGUGUUCCCUGAUUUGCCAUCCCACAUGAAGAAAAAGCAAGAAAUUAUUAAAGAUAUAUUUGAUACUGAUGUAAUUAAAAAUGAAUCAACAGAUAAUUGUAAUAAAUUACACUGAAAUAUAAAUGAAAAAAAGAAAAAUACUAAAAUAUCUGCAAGGACAAAACAUAGACUAUAUAAAUAAUUAUAAUAUGUGUGUAACUAUAUUUUUUUUAUAAUACAGAUAUUACUAUACAUACAUGUACAUCUCUAUUUUAUGAGAGGUUAGGAACUUCUUAUUUAAUGUAAUAAAUUAUUUAAGGAUAUGCUAUUAAAAGCUUUGUACAUCUUUUA